GACGAGACGAGGCGCUCGAGCCCUCAGCCAGCGAGCCCGCCGUGGAGCGAUACGGCGUGUGUCGCUGAAGAGGGGCUUCCCGCGCCAGCCUCGGUAGCCUCGUCAUCGGUGUCAGCGCCCAUCGGGGGGCACCGCUCGAUGGGCAUCAUCGCUAACCAGCGCGAGCCGAUCGGGAAGGCCACCCCGCUGUUCUCGAACCCCCAUCCCGAGAGCAAGGAGGAACUCAUCCAGGCCGUCGACACUGAGAUUGGGGCCAUCAAUGACGAGCUGCAGGGCCAUCCCAACCCAGACGAGCGCACCCUGGAAAAUAUGAACGUAAGGCUGAGCCAAUUCUUCCAAGCAGGGCUCGUGCAGAAGUUGACGGCGUUGAAGAAGGCCGACCCGAACUUCGUCGACGACGACGUCCAGCAUUCGAACGACUUGGAUGGCCUCAGCGAGAAGGACAAGCUGGAGAAGGCUUUCUACGAGGAGAUGGAGAAGAAUAACUACAUGUUCAGCACAGAGACCAAGGCAGGGAACGCCGCGUCGGGGCGUUGGAGGCGCGCCCUGGACGCGUCGGAAGAGCUGAGGAAGGAUUACGCGAAGGAGAAGGGCUGGAUGAACCAGCGAAGGUUCAGGAAAGAGUGGCUGCAGGGCAAGCACAAGGAAUGGAAGGAGACCGUGAAGCACCUCCUCGUGGAAUCGAACGAGAAAGAGGACAAGAAGAAGGGAGAGUACGUCGCGCUGAUGAGGCUGGCGUGGCUGAAAGGUGGCGGUACCUCUGGCCUCCGCCUGGCGCUGAAGCACGCGUCGAACGCGAUGCUGCUCGGUGGGAUCUGGACCCGCUGGGACGACAUGGCAGAGGCUGUGGAGCACCUGCACGUCCGCCAUCAGCUCAUCGAGUCCUUCAAGAAGCAGUGGAUUAAACGCAGGGAGUGGGUGUGCCCAAGUGCGGCGACCGUCGAGGAGGCAGACGCUCGCGCGGCGCGGGCUGCGGGAGGCGGCGGCGACGCGGCAAGGGAGGAGCCUGCCAAGGGCGAGACGGACGAGAAGAAGGAUAAGAACGAUAAACACGACAAGUCUGAUGAAAAGGAAAAGACCGAGAAAAAGUACAAGGAAAAGAAGGAGAAAAACGAGACGGAGGCCCCUGCGGAGGAGGGUAGGAAGCGCAAGAAGAAACAGAAGACUACGCCUGCGUUUGUGGCCAACUUCAAGAAGCUGAAGGACAGCUAUGAUUGGUGUAUGGCGCAGCGCACCAAGCUCGACGGGCUCAUCAAGCUCGAUGCGGGAUGGAAGGGCGUGGAGAGGAUGCGCGAGAGCAUGGACGCUGCCAUGAAAGAGGUGGCCGACAAGUGCCAGGAGCACAACCUCUCGUCGCUGAUGACGAUCGAUGUCGCGAAGUACAAGAAGCAGGUGAGUUCCAAGACAUGCGACGCCGAGAUCCAGCUGGCGAACGGCGCGCUGACCGCGAGCGUGAAGACCCUGUCGUCCGAGAUUCGCAUCCUGAUGAACCGGAAGAUGGCGAGGGAUGAUGAGCAGAGGAGGCUGCAGCAGGAGGAGCAGGCAACAAAGGACAAGGAGAGCGGCACCAGCGCGAAGCAAAAGAAAGAUGCGAAGAAGGGGGGUAGGAAGAAGGCUGCCAAGCAGGAGUCUGACUCCGAUUAG
This is a messenger RNA of Prorocentrum cordatum, 1644 nucleotides long. Lineage: Eukaryota; Dinophyceae; Prorocentrales; Prorocentraceae. The record is from the annotation of a GenBank genome assembly.